AAGAAGUGGAGAGGUGAUGUAAUUUUGUCCCCAUUAGGAAGAUAAGCUCCAUUAUCACCCAUCGGUCAUCUGGUCAGUCUAAGCUAUAAAACAGAGACUGAAGGAUGCCCAUGUUAGGAGAACCACCCUACUUGCGACAAGCAUGUGCUGCAUGUGUGAAGAACAACAUUCAGCUCCCUGACAAGAACGGACCCUGAUUUUCACCCAGAGUCUGUUGAACACUGCAGUUGACGACCGAAGCACUGUGGCUGGCUACAGGCGGCAUCUCUGCAGAAAAAGGCUUCCAGCCGCAGCCUGCUUCAGACCGGCAGAGAAACGGAUCAACAGAAAGAUCCUGCUACCUCCAGGCUCUGAGCGGGGGAGGAGCCAGGCUCUCUCCGGACUCCCAAGAGACGGAAGAAUGAGGAUCCCGCUGCUGGUGACAAGAAGCCUGCUGCUUAAGCUGCUGCCUUUCUUGGUCUCCACCACUCUCUACUUUGCCCUCUGGCUGCCAGAGCCCAGUGUGCUGAGCGCCGUGGUCAAGGGCUCCCCCACCCUGGCCUUGACCUUCUUCGUGGUGGCCCAGUCCUACAGUGUGGGCAUCUGGACUCCAUAUGCCCGGCGGAUAUUUCGAGGCCUGCUGUUCUCGGCAGUGGGCGACGUCUGUUUGGUGUGGCCAAAGCUCUUCCUUCCAGGAAUGGUUGCCUUUGCUGCCUGCCACAUCUCCUACAUCUCAGCCUUUGGUCUGCACCCCCUCCGGCCCCUCACCUUCCUCCUCAUCAUAGGGGCGGAGGCUGCGGCCUACAUCUUCCUCCUCCUGCCCUGCCUGAAGGGCAUCUACACGUGGGCUGUGGCAGCCUACGUGGGCCUCCUUGGUGUCAUGGCCUGGCGUGCGUGGUCCCAGCCAAGCUUCCAGCUUAGCGCUUCCAUUGGCAGCCUGCUCUUCGUGGUGUCCGACUUGUUCGUCGCCCUCGAUAAGUUCUGCUCCUCACUGCCUAACGCCCGCUUCUUUAUCAUGAUCACCUACUACCUUGCUCAGGGUUUAAUUGCACUUUCUGUGGCGUCCCAGAAAACCUCCUGGAAGGAGAGCUAAGAACUGGAGUUGGGCUCUUCACAUUAACGUUACGGGUCGUGGACUCCAGGAACCCUGCCUCUCUCUUCCUCCGCUUCCCAAAGAAGCCACUGCCCCUACUUCUACUUCUUCUUCUUCUGGAUUGUUCCAACAGACACUCCAUAUGCUGGGCAUCAGAACCUCUAUGACCUCUAUUGCUUCCUUUCGUCUUUUUCCCUUUCGUGAUUUUUCUUCUUGGAAGCAACAAACAUCUCAAGAUAAUGCAGCAUUUAUGCUUUAAAGGAAACUUUAAAAUGACAUCAUUGCCAUUGUCCAAUGAGAGCUCAAAAUGAUUGCCAUGUUGUGUGAGAGUGAUGGAUUCCCACCUUUCUAGCUCUGAUUUUGAUUUGAUUUUUUGAGGGCUUCUUUCUGCAUACUUUAUUUGUGUACUGCAAACUUUAACUAUUCUACUUGUUCUCCAGAUCAGUGUUUCUCAACCACCAGUCCGUGGACCGGUGCUGGUCCAUGAGCAGUUGAGUGCUGGUCCGUGCUGGAAUUAAUCCCGCCACGAAACAAUUUCGAGCUGAUGGGGGCCUCCAUUUCUGGGAACUCUCUGGAGCUCAUUUCUAGGCAGGCAGCCCUCACUGCUGGGAUAGCGUUCAUUUCAA
Messenger RNA from Hemicordylus capensis (graceful crag lizard), 1698 nucleotides. It is a transcript of the gene TMEM86B, whose product is annotated as transmembrane protein 86B. Bases 401 to 1072 code for a protein of 223 amino acids. The record is from RefSeq and is a predicted model, not a curated record. NCBI's taxonomy places the organism in Eukaryota, Metazoa, Chordata, Lepidosauria, Squamata, Cordylidae. Gene Ontology annotation, cellular component: membrane. The transcript has 4 exons.